GCCGUUGCACCCGACUCAAGAGAUGCAUGGCUCACAGGGUUAUACCUAAUAAAUGAAACUUGAUAUGCAGAAUGUAACUGGUGCUGGCACACUACUUUGGGAUUACACGUAGAGUAUAAAUACAGGAUACAUCGCUCCCUCACCCCACUUCGAAAAUUUGGCAGGAUCGUCUUAAAAAAAAGAUUGGAGAGUCGGGCUUUCCUGGGUAAAGUGUAGUCAUACUUCUUUCGCACAGUAAGUUGCCAACCGUGCUGAUCGGAGGUGCGUGGAGAAGGACAAAAACUAAACGUAAAAGGCAUUUUUUUAAAAGAAGUUGGUUUCAAUCUAAUAAUCAUGUACAGUACACGUGACUGCACAUUCAGAGUUAUGCGUAACCACGACAACUGUGUGAGAAAUUGUCGUGCGUUCGACACAAUCCGCUGGGGACUCGGUCGGACCGGUCCCGCGAGAAGGGCGCGGACCUUUUUUUUUCCCCUGGCACCCCGUGCAGCCUCUUCAUUGCAGCAACGGCGAAGCGGGUGGGCCUAUACAACCAUGGCGGGGCGAAUGUUGGGCUCCCUGUUCAAGCUGGCGUCUUCUCUCAGAGACUAUAUCCCGAGUCUCGUCACGGGCGUGCUCAUGCCCGUGAUGAUCGCGUGCGCUCAGCCCCUGUUCGGCCUCUUCGCCUUCCACUGCCCCUGCACGUCGCCAGAAAACUGGAGCUACACGCUCUGGGCACUGGCGGCGCCGUUCGGAGUCGUCUCAGUCGUGGGCUUCACGAUUCAACUGUGCACCACCCUCAGAGCCGCGGAGACCCUGGCAAGGAAGUACGGCUGCGACAACUGCUGCUGCCGGUUCGUGUUCUUCGUCGGCGCGUCCCUGUUCAGGAACGUGACGUUCAUGUUCGCCGCGAUGGCGUGGCCCAUCCUGGCGCUCUUCGACGGCAGCUACGUCGUCUGCGGCGGCACCGAGGUCCUGGACUGGACUCGCUUUCCCGCGCUGGGAAACUUGAGCCACCUGGGCGAGAAGCAGAGGCGGAACAUGCUGGCCCGAGUCCCCUGCAAGGAGCUCAAGGAGCCGUUCCCGGGGCUCGUAACCAACGAGACUCACGACGACAUUCGCGAGCAAAUCGUCUUGUUCCUGCGCGCAUCUUCACAGGAUAAAGCUUGGAUUUUAACAUUUGUUAUUGCUGGGGAUUUUCUCCUCAUGUUUCUUGCGACGAAACUGAUUUUCAAGGAUCGCUCCACGUUGCUCAAGUCAGAGUAUGAGCGAUACGAGGCUCAGUUCAUCAAUGAGAAGACGAAGGAACUUGCAAAGACUAUAGCCGAGAGGAACGUUUCUCACCUGUUUGACGUUCUCUCUCGCAUCAGAGCUGGCCAGGACACCUGGGUUAUAAUCCCCUCUGAGCUUCAAUAUGUGGACAAUGGCGAAGACUGCAGCGACCUCGACUCAUGGUUGAGGAGUUCAGGGCGCGGCCCACGGAGAGGGGAAGCUGAGGUUGGGUAUACACCUCUGCUGCCCGACAUCGGUGAGGAGUCUGGCUAAAGGUGCCGAGAGCGACUCCUAGCACUCCCCACCUCUUAGUGUGGCCCAUCUCCUAGUGUAAAGCCCCACCUCCUUGGGUGGCCCUACCUCCUCCUGUGGCAUUACUUUACUGUGAAGGAUAGGGAUGAUUGACUGAGCUGCUCUUUAGUUGCGAGCGUAAUGUGACUGCACUCUCACUGUGUGCGAUUGACACGCAUCUUUAACGUGUAAUAAUAUGCAGAGCCGCAGGGUUUUACUGCCUAGUAAUGAGCCAACUAAUGCAGAGUGUAAUAGAGAAGUAACUCACCAAGCGAUAUGGAUUGCAAUCAUGUGAUGUUGAACAAAAUGUGUUUACAUGCUGGGUCACAUUAUUCAGGGGAUUGAGUAUCUCUUGGAAAUCGCAGGCCUCAAUCUAGGAAUCUAGGAAAUGAAAAUGGAGAAGCACACAUGGUCAUUUUAGCAAUGAGAUUAUUUCUAUUCCAACGGACAAGCCGCAGAUAACUUUUUUUUAUUAGGUUAGAUCACAAAAUAAAAAUCUGUUGUAAACUCUCGUCCACAUGACACAGCCAAUGUAUAAAGUUGUCAUGUUUAUUACUGCCAUAGCAAACAGGUGCGUUAAAGAGUAUAUGGAGAGUAAUCUGACAACAUUUCAAUGGGUACAAAAUGUCGCUGAUAUUUACAACCAGCAUCAUCAGGCAGUUGCUAGUAUUGUGAAAAUGUCAUCCAGCCUUUAGCCUUAAAUAGGGAAUUUGAUUCCAUCAAUGUGCAUCUACAAUGAAGCAGGAAGUAUUACAUAGAUGUGAAUAUUUCCAUGUUUUAUUGUAGCUUACAAGAAAUGUUCGAUAUGCCACAAGCAAGUACUCCAAUAAACGCCUUCUGUUAUGAG
Molecule: messenger RNA, 2389 nt
Organism: Petromyzon marinus (sea lamprey)
Lineage: Eukaryota; Metazoa; Chordata; Hyperoartia; Petromyzontiformes; Petromyzontidae
Product: calcium homeostasis modulator protein 2-like
Cellular component (GO): plasma membrane
Molecular function (GO): monoatomic cation channel activity
Source: RefSeq, a predicted model, not a curated record